This is a messenger RNA of Myotis davidii, 930 nucleotides long. RefSeq names its product carcinoembryonic antigen related cell adhesion molecule 19 (gene CEACAM19). Bases 1 to 930 code for a protein of 309 amino acids. The transcript is spliced from 7 exons. The record is from RefSeq and is a predicted model, not a curated record. NCBI's taxonomy places the organism in Eukaryota, Metazoa, Chordata, Mammalia, Chiroptera, Vespertilionidae.
AUGUCUUUAGGCCCCUCCGAAGGCUCCCUGUCACUGAGCUGGCAUGUCUGUUUCACCCGCCACCCCCACCCCGAGGUCUCCAUCUCUGGCUAUGACGGCAACUGGCACCUCGGCCGAAGUGAGGCCACUCGGAACUGUGAUGUCCACAGCAACCCGGAGCCCACAGGCUAUGGCUGGAGCACAGAACCACGGCACUGCUUUACGGCCUCCCCGAAACUCCCCGCAGCCUCAGUCCUGGCCCUCUGGCUCCCCCAAGGCUCCUGGGCGGCCCUCCGCAUCCAGAAGAUUCCAGAGCAACCUCAAAAGAACCAGGACGUGCUCCUGUCUGUCCAGGGCAUCCCAGACACCUUCCAAGACUUCAUCUGGUACCUGGGGAAGGAGACAGAUGGAGGCACAAGGCUGUUCACCUACAUCCCUGAUAUACAGCGGCCCCAGAGAGAUGGCAGCGCCAUGGAGCAACGCGACAUCGUGGGCUUCCCCAAUGGCUCCAUGCUGCUGCGUGACGCCCAGCCCAGAGACAGCGGCACCUACCACGUGGAGGUCCACAUCAACCCUUCGUGGACCAUGCGGGCCAAGACUGAGGUCCAGGUGCCCGAAAAUUUUACGGAGCUGCCCGUUACACCCCUGCCCGUGAGCACCGGGAUCGUGGCCGCCAUCCUCAUCGGAUCUCUUGCCGCCGCAUCCCUCCUCGUCGGCAGCAUUGCCUACCUCCUGGUGACAAGAGGCUGGAGGGGCCAGAGGCACAGGAUGGCGACCACGGGGAAACCGGAGCUGGGCCCCAAUCACAACACUGGUGACAACAUCUAUGAGGCCAUGCGGUCUCUGGGACUCCUGGCGUCCCCGCUCUGCGACACGGGGUCCCGGAGCGCCACCACGGAUCUGCUGAACACCGACCCUGCCCCACACUGCCAGCUGGUGCCAACCCCCUGA